Messenger RNA from Cajanus cajan (pigeon pea), 2480 nucleotides. RefSeq names its product putative alkaline/neutral invertase D. Gene Ontology annotation, molecular function: endo-alpha-N-acetylgalactosaminidase activity; sucrose alpha-glucosidase activity. Gene Ontology annotation, biological process: sucrose catabolic process. NCBI's taxonomy places the organism in Eukaryota, Viridiplantae, Streptophyta, Magnoliopsida, Fabales, Fabaceae. The record is from RefSeq and is a predicted model, not a curated record.
AAAAAUAAUAAAAAAAUAAAAAGAAAAACGGGGUAGGACGGUACGGUCACUUGCUUGCACUCUCUCCACUCUCCAGGACUCGCUUUCCACCGUUCGUCUUCUUCUAUAAAUAUCCCCUUUCGACCACCUGCUCAUUUUUUCCCUUCUCUUUCUCUCCACUUCGCCAUUCUCUUCCCCCACCUUUUUCCGGCGAGAUCGCCGGCUGCCACCGUCGUUUCCGCCGGACAAUACCUCCCGGCGUCGCUGUCGCCGUUCUCUUCCAGAGCUGAAGGUGUUUCGUGUUGCCGAAAAUAUAGUAUCUAUUUUUUACAUAGUUGUACGGUUAUUGGAGAAGCGAAGAAAAUGGACGGCCAUAUGGGAAUGAGGAAAACCAGCUCUCACUGUUCUAUCUCUGAGAUGGAUGAUUUCGAUCUCUCUCGUCUUCUUGACAAGCCUAGGUUGAACAUUGAGAGACAGAGAUCAUUUGAUGAGAGGUCACUCAGUGAACUGUCCAUUGGUCUUGCGAGAGCGGGCUUGGAUAGCUAUGACACUUAUUCACCUGGAGCUGGAGGAAGAUCUGGCUUUAACACACCUGCUUCAUCUACGCGGAACUCCUUUGAGCCUCACCCCAUGGUUGCUGAUGCCUGGGAAUCCCUCAGAAAAUCUCUAGUCCAUUUUAGAGGCCAACCAGUUGGCACAAUUGCAGCUGUUGACCAUCAAUCAGAGGAAGUUCUAAACUAUGAUCAGGUUUUUGUUCGAGAUUUUGUGCCCAGUGCCCUAGCCUUUUUGAUGAACGGUGAACCAGAUAUAGUUAAGAACUUCUUGUUGAAGACCCUGCAUCUUCAGGGGUGGGAAAAAAGAGUAGAUCGAUUUAAGCUUGGUGAAGGUGUAAUGCCAGCCAGUUUCAAAGUCCUUCAUGAUCCCAUUAGAAAAACAGAUACUCUUAUUGCAGAUUUUGGUGAAAGUGCAAUUGGAAGAGUUGCUCCAGUUGACUCUGGGUUUUGGUGGAUCAUUUUACUUCGUGCGUACACAAAGUCUACCGGGGAUUUAUCUCUGGCUGAAUCACCAUCUUGUCAAAAGGGAAUGAAACUUAUACUGACUCUAUGCUUGUCAGAGGGGUUUGAUACAUUCCCAACUCUGCUUUGUGCUGAUGGAUGUUGCAUGAUUGAUCGAAGAAUGGGUAUUUAUGGUUAUCCUAUAGAGAUUCAAGCACUUUUCUUCAUGGCAUUGAGAUGUGCUUUGUCAAUGCUGAAACAGGAUGAUGCAGAAGGAAAGGAAUGUGUAGAGCGUAUUGUGAAGCGUUUGCAUGCACUAAGUUAUCACAUGCGAAAUUACUUUUGGCUUGACUUCCAACAACUAAAUGACAUUUAUCGUUAUAAGACAGAGGAGUACUCACAUACUGCAGUAAAUAAGUUUAAUGUUAUUCCUGAUUCAAUCCCAGAUUGGGUAUUUGAUUUUAUGCCAACACGUGGGGGCUACUUCAUUGGUAAUGUCAGUCCAGCCAGGAUGGAUUUUCGAUGGUUUGCUUUAGGCAAUUGUGUUGCAAUUCUAUCUUCUCUGUCAACACCAGAGCAAUCAAUGGCUAUCAUGGAUCUUAUUGAAGCUCGCUGGGAUGAGUUAGUUGGGGAAAUGCCCCUAAAAAUAUCUUAUCCAGCAAUAGAGAGCCAUGAGUGGCGAAUUGUUACUGGUUGUGAUCCCAAAAAUACCAGAUGGAGUUACCAUAAUGGAGGAUCUUGGCCAGUGCUCUUGUGGCUAGUAACAGCUGCUUGCAUCAAAACGGGGAGACCACAGAUAGCAAGACGUGCAAUUGAGCUUGCUGAGAGUCGUUUACUGAAGGAUGGGUGGCCUGAAUAUUAUGAUGGUAAACUUGGGAGAUAUAUUGGCAAACAGGCAAGAAAAUACCAAACAUGGUCUAUUGCAGGUUAUCUGGUAGCAAAGAUGAUGCUGGAGGACCCUUCACACCUGGGGAUGAUUUCCCUUGAAGAAGAUAAACAGAUGAAACCGGUGAUUAAAAGAUCAUCCUCUUGGAAUUGCUAAACAAUUCAGGUGAUAGAUAAAUAGUAUAAAAAACGAAUAGAGAAAAACUUAGAAGGUGAGAUAUUGUUGCUUCAAUACACGGCACUAUUCUUGGUGAUUCCCUUCCUCGUAGGCUUGAUUGAAAGUUUGGUUUGUGUAAAAUAGCUGCUGCUGAGACUGGCAUCAUGCUUUUCCCAAAUAAGUAAAAAGACACUUAAGUUUCAUGUUCGCUAAGUUUAAUGCUACUGUCCCCCUUGUGGCUUGGGAUGAUUAUUAGUUAGAUAAGAAAAAGUAUGAAACAUUCUUCAUUAUAUUAAUGUGUUUCCUGACAGUUGUCAAUAAGGCUUCUUUUAAAAAGGGGCUAGAACAGAAAGCAUUAGCUUCUUUAUUUUGAACUUUAGGUCUACUGUUCACUUUGCUAAAAACAUGGUAAAUUAUGAUUUUUUUUUACUAUUUUCCAUGAAUACAAAUCUCCUUUCCGUUGA